AGCUCUUUGGCUGAGAAUUCUGAGCAGAACCCUCUUCUCCAUUCUCACUCACUGGUCCUUGUGGUCCUUGGCAUUAUGAAGAUUGAAAUUCUCUGUGGGCUGCUGUUCAUUGCAGUAGCCUGUGUUCUCGCAGAAGAAUCUGAUAAUGCUGAAAAUGAAGAAAAGGGAAUGUGUCCGUCAGAUUUUUUCAAAAAGUAUCCAGAGGCACGAAAAUGCCACAGAAGUAAAAAUGGAAAGCGUCGCCAUUUCCCAGAUUUCAGUAAAAUGCCUAACUGUGGUGCCAACGGAACCUGCGAGGGCAACCUGAUGUGCUGCAGCUCACCCUGUGGUAUGAAGUGUAUGAAGCCAAUGUUUGAUAAGGAUGCCAAAAGACUGGCUGAACAAAAGGAUGAAAACAAUACAAGUGCAGAAUCAGCUGAACACGAAGAAGAAAUCACUGAGACUGACAAGAAAAUCGGAAUGUGCCCUUUCAAAUAUAUGAAAACUCACCCAGAAGUUAAAAAAAGGAUGAAAGAGGAGCUAAAGAAGAGUGGUGGCUUUGCAAGACAUGAAGGUUGCACACAGGGAGAGAAUUGUCCAGCAAUGCACUUCCCUAACUUCACCAAGAUGGCGGACUGCAAUGAAGAUGGAGACUGUGGCAAUAACAUGAGAUGUUGCAAAACUCCGUGUGGGAAGAAAUGCAUGAAGGCGAUAUCUACGGAUGAAGAGUUUUAUGACCUUGUUAAUUAUCAAAAAAAGGAUAACAGUGAACAAGAACUGGGUGAAAAUAAUGAAGAACAGAAUCAAAAACAAGGCACGAGAAAAGGACGUGAUGUGGGACACAAACAUGGGAAGGGCCUUGGGCUACAGGAAAAUCAUGAUAAUGGUCAAAAAAGGGGGGGAAAGCAUGGCAAGAAAUGUGGAAAAGGAGAAGAGCGCAGUAGAGGUCAAGGAAAAGGAGAGGAACAUGGUAAGGGUCAUGGGAAAGGAGAGGAGCACGGUAGAGGUCAUGGGAAAAAAAAGGAGCACAAGUGUCGUAAAGAAGGACAUGUUGAAUCAUCUAAUAAUGGGAAUAGUGAGGGUAAUAGAGAGAAGCACGUUAGGCAAAAAAGGUCCUUUUUUGAUCAAGGCGGAUUUGGAGAGGAGGCACCCAGAGGAAUGGAACAUGGAAUGCAAAAUGGAGAAGAAGGGGAACAAGGACAUGGGAAGGGAAAGUGUAAGGGAAAAGGAAGAGGAAAAGGGAAGGGGAAGGGGAAAGGGAAAGGUAAAGGAAAGGGAAGAGGGAAAGGCAGGGGUCAAGGUCAGUGUGGAGGAGAAGAACAAUAAAAUGCAAUUACAUUGAGUAUGCAUUUCAUUGACUGUCAAGGCUCUAUUACACACACCGAAUGCUUCUUUGUAGAAAAUUGACAAGCAAUAAAUAUCAAUAAAAACAAAA
Molecule: messenger RNA, 1414 nt
Organism: Pelobates fuscus (common spadefoot toad)
Lineage: Eukaryota; Metazoa; Chordata; Amphibia; Anura; Pelobatidae
Product: zinc finger CCCH domain-containing protein 4-like
Exons: 5
Coding region: 76-1305 (409 amino acids)
Cellular component (GO): extracellular region
Molecular function (GO): peptidase inhibitor activity
Source: RefSeq, a predicted model, not a curated record